CCAGGAGACGCGUCAAAUCACUGUCAACUCUCAACGGCUGUGAUUGAAACCCCGUGUAUUUACCACUAACUGCUUUUUCUCUCUGUUCUCGGUAUCUGCGAGUAUUAGGAGGACCCGUUCACAAAACCGUACUGAAGUUGGAGUUACAUUUUCGAAGACUUACAUUUGAAAACUUUCGAUAAAGUGAAAAUAUGGCAGCAUACGGAAACGCCUGGGGCUCCUCGAGAUACCUCUGACUUGGAAGAGGGAGAAGUAAAUCCUGCGGUUCGGUUAACAAAAACAAACAAACAAACAAAUCAAACAAACAACCUGGACGGAUAUUCCUGAGCUCUUCUGGCAGAGGUCUAAAAAGUUUGUGAAGGACGUAGCGCGCAUUUCUGAGUCAGAUCAUCUGCCUCACUGUUCCUGAAACUCAUGAGAAAGUGAAGACUUGGAUGCAGAUAUGAGUUUUCUCCGCUAUUCACACACACUCCCAGUAAUGAUUUUGCUCACACAUGUGCUCUCGAGUGCAUUAGCAAAGCGACACCUCAUCUACUGGAACUCCACCAACACCAGGUUGACUAGUGAUGACUACUCAGUCGAGGUAAAUCUGAACGACUACCUGGACAUCAUGUGCCCUCACUAUCCAUCCGGCGCUCCGGAGAAAGGCCUUCCGGAGACACUGGCGCUCUAUCUGGUAACCGGGCAGCAGUUUCAGGGCUGCCGUGAAACGGAAGGAGCCAUAAAGAGAUGGGAGUGCAGCUCCCCGUACUCGCCCUUCGGCCCUGUUCGAUUCUCUGAGAAGAUCCAACGCUUCACACCCUUCUCUCUGGGCUUCGAGUUCCUCCCUGGACACCACUAUUACUACAGCUCCCUGUCUGUGGAUGAUGGACCCUCCCUUCCAUGCAUGAAGCUCAAAGUCAUCGUGUCCACUGGAAAUAAGGAGCAAGGAACUACAGCUCCCUACAGUUUGGCCCAAUCAGGAAGAUCUAGUGCAUUGUCUGUCCUCGCUCUCACCUCCAUUUCUCUUUUUUGUUUAUGAUAAUUGAAAGAUUUGACCCAACUAAUAGCUGCAACAUGCCAACAGAUCAUGUGGGAUUGUUCCCUAUCUGUUUCUAAGCACACACACACACACAUGUUCACACACUCGUUCAGCUCACUUGCCUUACUGUCAUGUAUUUGGAGUGGCACUAAUCUCUCUCCCUCCAUUUCCUCUCUCUCUGUCCACUCUGCGCCGCUUCAUUCUACAAGCGACUGGCACUAAUCUACCUUCAAAGCGCUCUUCCUGCUGCUCUUCUUUUGCGUAAUCCUUUCUUCAUUUAAAAAAAACACACACACACACACACACACACACACACACACAGCUCCCACCACAACCCCUCCCCGCCACCUCCCCCCAAACAACCGCAGCUUUUCUCUUACUGUACACUACUACUGAACUGAGCCAAAGGGGAGAAGACGAGGAGAGCAGUGGACGGUCCCUGUAGCACCUGUGCUGCUAAGAAAAAGCGCAGGGACACAGCAAGCAAGCAAUAAAGCUCUCGGCUCAUUCAUCAGCUCUCAGGAUCACAGGAGAAGACUUUAUUUUGCUCACUUUCCACCACGGAUAAACUGGAGCCAAAGCGAGACACACUCCAUAUGAAACAUUUAACUCAAACACCAAGAAAACUGAAACGCGUAUCGUUUUUAUUUAGAACGCAUGUGACAGGAGACGAAGCUGUAUCAGACACUCCUUUGGACCAACAGGAAGACGAUUUACUGCUUCCUGUCCAGGCUUAGACGGAAAUGAUCGCGCGCCACGCCUGUUCUCAUCUCAGCAACGGUGUAUCCGAUUGGACGGCUCGUUUCACAGCAUCGGUAACGUCAGGAAACGAUUGGUUAGCUCUCUCCACCGCUCCUCUCACUUAAGAAGACGAUUGGACAGUUCCCUGAGCAUGUAAUUCAGACAAUUUCAUUUUUUUUAUAUAUAUAUAUUUUUUUCUUCCAGUUCAUUUUUUUUCUAUCAAUGUUCUAUCUACAUUCAUAGAAUUCUAUAUGUACUGGCACCCAAUUCAAUUAUAUCAAAUUCUUUAAAUAUAUAAGAGAAUUUGUUGAAUAUUUUCAGGGUUUUUCAUUUUUAUUAUACAUUACAAAGUGAAUUCAGAACAUGCCGUAUGCUCAUAUUUUGCAGUAAUUAUAAAUAACUGAAAAUCGGCAGUGAUUUUUUUUUUUUUUUUUUUUAUUAUUAUUAUUACAUUGUUUUUUUGUAUUGGAAAUUUUUUACUUUUAUUGAAAAGUAACUCCUAUUUAAAUUCACUUAAAAAAUGUUUCUGUUUUAAAAAUUCUAUCUCUUAUGAUAUUGACCAAAUAAGUGUUUGGUCAUUCAUUCUUUUUUCUCUUUAUAUGAACUGCAGAAGUUUUUAUAAUGAAUCAAGUUAUUGAAGCACGGGUGCCGGUGCAUCUAAUCAAUUCCAAAUGAAUAGUGUAAAACAGUCCGUUUACACCGAAAAUAAUGUGUGCUGGAUUUUUUUUUUUUUCCUCAUGAUUUAGGGAUUUUGUUUUCUCUGUAUAAUUUGUGUUUUUUUUUUCACAUUUUAGUGAAGAGUUUGGUGUCUUCUGUGAAGAAUUCCAGGUUUAACCGUUUUUUUGUACUGUGAAAUAAAUGAAGCUGAGUACAAUCUG
This is a messenger RNA of Hemibagrus wyckioides, 2640 nucleotides long. Its product is annotated as ephrin A4. Gene Ontology annotation, cellular component: plasma membrane. The record is from RefSeq and is a predicted model, not a curated record. The coding region runs from base 443 to 1021 and encodes 192 amino acids. Gene Ontology annotation, molecular function: ephrin receptor binding. Gene Ontology annotation, biological process: ephrin receptor signaling pathway; axon guidance. Lineage: Eukaryota; Metazoa; Chordata; Actinopteri; Siluriformes; Bagridae. The transcript has 6 exons.